CUUUGUUCGACGUGUGACGAUGAUCUACUAGUCUCACAUUAGUCGUCAGUCAUGUGGAAAAUAUGGACUUUUGAUUGGCUGGACUCCAAUUAUAUGGUGGCACAUGUUAUUAACGCAGGGAAACUAAUGGAUUACUGUAUCGUUUGCCAAACUAUAAUCGUUUUCCCUCUCUGGUGUCACGGUCCCCAAAAGUGUUCCCCUGAGUGAACCAGGCCUCAUUUUAGGGAAAAAUCCAUUUCUGGAAAUUGCUGAUUAGAGUUGAUGCAUACGGGAAACCCAAGUGGAAUGGAAAGAGGCCUGUACUGGUCUUCUGGUUUUCUAAAUGUUCAACUGAAACUCAGUUUAUUGGCCUGACCAGUGCUAUGGGGAAGCCCCUGGUAGAUGUUAGGCAGCUUGUGAUUGUAGUGUUAUCCGGGUGGAGCUAAUCAUAGCCAGUCAGGUCACACUACAGCUCUGCUUAUCACCCUGCUCCCUGGGCCUCUCUCGGGCUCAGCACUGUGUGGAGAAAUGCCAUUGAAAAAACUGUAUGGAUUUGCUCUGAGUCAAGUCCAGGCAUGACGUUUCAGAGACCAUGGCUGUAUUGAACCAGGGUUGAGUAUAUAGCCCUGGUUAGUGUUUUGUCUCUCUACCAGCCACACCUCUUUGCCUGCUCCUUCCCUUUCCUCUCUCCCCCAGAUACUCCGAAGGAGCCUGCCUAUGCCUUUUGAGCGUGGCCUCUCAAGGUGAAAUGGAAAUAUGUCUGGCUCUCCUAUUCUCCGUAAUGUGACGACACCGCGAGAGUGGCUACAUGUUUGGCUUGUCGUUGCCCCACCGGCAGCUGGCGCUGGGCUCACAGCGGUGUUCUGACAUGGGUUCUGUUCCACACAGGGAACGCAGCCGUGACCGCCACAAAUCGCACAGCAAGGACGGCAGCCGCUCUGAGAAGUCCGUCACCAUCAACGCACCGCCGGCAGAACCGCUGCUGGGGGAUGCAGCUGCGCGUGGCGAGGAAGUCCAGGAUGACAACUGGGGCGAGACCACAACUGCAGUCACCGGGACGUCGGAACACAGCCUGUCCCAGGAGGACAUCGUUAGGAUCACCAAGGACCUGGAAGACAGCGUGGGGCUGGACUGCCGGCGCUACUUCACCCUGACCCUUUCUGUGGUCCUGGGCCUGCUGGUCUUCCUGACGCCCCUGGCCUUCCUGGCCCUGCCCCACCUCCUCUGGCCCGAGAAGCUCCAGGCGUGCGGAACGGCCUGUGAGGGCCUUUUCAUAUCUGUGGCGUUCAAGCUGUUGAUCCUGCUGUUCGCCGUGUGGGCGCUGUUCUUCCGGGCGCCGCGCGCCGGCCUGCCCCGGGUGUUUGUGUUCCGGGCCCUCCUGGCCGUCCUGGUCCUGCUGUUUGUCAUCUCCUACUGGCUGUUCUAUGGUGUUCGGAUACUGGACUCACAGGACGAGAACUACCAGGGUAUCGUCCAGUACGCCGUGUCUCUGGUGGACGCUCUGCUCUUCAUCCACUACCUGGCAAUUGUUCUGCUGGAGCUCAGGCAGCUACAGCCCGCCUUCUCUGUCUGCGUAACGCGCGCCACCGACGGAGAGACGCGCCACUACAACCUGGGGCAGCUCAGCAUUCAGCGGGCUGCUUUGGCAAUCAUUGAGAACUACUACAGGGACUUCCCUGUCCACAACCCGGCCCUGCUCACCGCCUCUAAGUCGCGGGCGGCCAAACACCUGGCUGGCCUCAAGGUCUAUAAUGUGGACGGUGAGUUCCCCAUGACCCCCAGCACGGGCCCUGGCAACAACGCUGCCACCGGAUUGGCCCAGUCCCAGUCCAGGGCCAUGAUCGCCGCCGCCGCCCGUCGCCGAGACACCAGUCACAACGAGCUGUACUACGAGGAGGCGGAGCAUGAGAGACGCGUUCGCAAGCGCAAAGCCCGGCUGGUGGUGGCAGUAGAGGAGGCCUUCACACACAUCAAGCGCACACAGGAGGAGGAGCUGAAGAAGGCCCCCGGCGACGUGAUGGACCCCCGCGAGGCGGCCCAGGCCAUCUUCCCCUCCAUGGCGCGGGCCCUGCAGAAGUACCUCCGGACCACCAGGCAGCAGCACUGCCACAGCAUGGAGAGCAUCCAGCAGCACCUGGCCUUCUGCAUCACCAACAACAUGACGCCUAAGGCCUUCCUGGAGAGCUACCUGAACCCCGGGCCCACCCUGCAGUACGGCCGGGAGCGCUGGCUGGGCCGGCAGUGGACCCUGAUCAGCGAGGCGUCGGUCACCAGCGGGCUCAAGGAGGGCGCCCUCUUCCUCCUCAAGUGCAUAGACUUCAGCCUGGUGGUAACUGCCAAGAGGAUCCCCUACAUCCAGCUGUCCGAGGAGUUCAUCGAUCCCAAGUCGCACAAGUUUGUCCUGCGGCUACAGUCCGAGACCUCUGUGUAGAACUGGGGAACUGUUCAACAUCAACCUGAUUCCCUUUUUAUUUAGAUUUUUUUUUUUAUGUUUUGGAUUUGCGAUUCUAUUUUAUUUUUGGAUUUUUAUAUAUUAUAUAUGAAUAUAUAUGUUACACAUGUUUGAAUACAUUGUCCUUUUUUAUCUCUGAUUUACCUGGUUUACAUGAGUUGAUUUGAAAGAGAGAAAGAACACGGAGGGUGGGAAAUGUAAUAAUGAGCAGCGGUGAUGAAUUGAACCCAUUUUUUGUGAAAACGAAGAUUAUUGAAUUGGACCCGGAUAUGUAAACGGUAUGCACACAACUGCAUAGAAUUUGUCUGUGUGCACAAUCGGUUGGUUCACCUCGGAAAGACUGAAGCUGAGGUCGUGACCAGUACUCUCAGCUGCUAAUAUUCCAUGGUAACCAACACCCAAGGAGGGGGCGGCCAUUUUGAUAUAUCUAAUGUCGUUGCGGUGGCCGUUCCAUCCCUCCUCUCAGCUAAACCACUACGGACUGUCGCCACUCAGAUUAUUGUCUGGUGUUGAACACCGCCCAGUCUCAGGCCGGCCUUUUCUGUCUGUUCUGUGGUGGCGGUCGUUGCACUCCUGCGCCUCACUCUCCACCAACAAAAUGAGACUACUCUGGACGCCCCCCCCCCCCCGUAUGGACGGACACCUGCAGUCUGGAGGCAAUGGGGGCUUCCUAGUUUGUCUGCUUUCGCUGGGUCAUCGCUGUCAACCGUUAUGUCCCGGGCCUGUAUCUCGUAGAAAUGACACAGACUCUUAUGAUUUAAGUCUUUGAUGACGACAAGUCAUGGAAAUAUAGUUACUUCAAUCACAUUAUUUGCAUUACAUGCACAUGUUUUCUACGUCUGUAUAUUGAAUAUGUAUAAAUACAUUGAUCUGUCUGUAUAAGUCUGUUAGGUCAGCUCCCCUUCCCAUGUCCUUGGCUCCCAAGCUGUGGACAUGCAGUAGUCAUGCAUGAACAUCAGCAGUGUUUUUUUUCAUAUGUUUUAAACGACCCCGGUCUCGACUAUUUAUCGGAAACAUUAAAUGGAAUUUCCGUGUCAGGAGUUUAACCCUGAGACCGAAAGCCUCAAAUCCCCAAAAAGAUCUGUCAAAAAGGCUAUUUUCAGACCAAAGUAUGUGCUGUGUUGCGGCCAAUGCAAACAGCAGUACAUUUCUGGGUGUUAACACUGACUGUCCAAUCGGGGAUGAUAUCCUUCUGUAGCACACAGCAUGCUGUGUUUCACGUACUACUGCCGGCACAACUUGUUAACCUUUUUAAAAGUGACACGUUCAUUACGUAGCGUGAACGAAAAGUCCAGGAAAGAAGAGACAGAACUCAACCCACCAAAGUAUAUGACACUGAUUUGGACCACGGCCUUGGUUAGCUCCCAUGCACACCGCAUACUUUACUCUGCAGCUGUUACCAUUUAAGUUCCAUAAACAGCUGAUUAAGAUGAUUGAUGUUGAAGGUAGUAAGGAGGAGACUUGCCUGAUUGGUUGUUUACGACCUUGUCAACAAGCAGGAUAUCGUGUUCAGUGUGUGAGGAUUUAAAUUGGUUCCUCAUAAAAACGGAAGAACAUUGACGGUCAUAUAAUGACAAAUAUGAAUCCAUAUUCUCCCCUUGUGAGCGUUGCUGAUAAUAGUAGGUCUAUCCAACUGGGUGGUUGGGAUGGGUUGUUUCAAGUCUACCUAUCAAUGUGUGAGCUUGUUAAUCCACCUGUAAAAUGGCCUUGGUUUGUGAAGGUCCUGCGCACAGUAGCACAGUUCAGCAUUUUCCAUUCACAAAAAACAAACUGUGCUUCAGCGCCACCUGGCAGACAAAGCCAGGCAUGACAGUCUUCAGUCUUGGGAGAACUUGGUUGUGGACACACGUUUGGAUUCACCAACACGUUAUGCUGUGUCCCCAGAUACUCUGCUCUGUUGUUUUUCGCACGCACGUUCAAAAAGGAGAGAAAAAAAAAAGCUUUUUUUUUUUUAUACCUAUAGCACUGGGUGUCUUUUGUACUCCAAUGGCCGGUUUUCCUGGACACCUGUUAGGCCCAGACCUUGAAACCGGCCACAGCCGCCUCCUGUGACUGUGCCUCUUGUUUCUACACUGUAUUAUUUAUGUAACGAUGCAUGUGCAUAUGCCAUCCCUCGUCACAUGAGCAGCCACCCCUGUAUAUUCACCAUCACAUUUUGUUAGCCUGGUCCCGGACCCGAACUUGUCUGGAAAUAUGGCAGAAACGGGUCCGGGACCAGGCUAAUGGGCUGUCAGGUUGCACUCGUGCUGCAGGUCUUUUUACCGACCUGAUGUUGCAUCGUAACAAAUGUGUCAAUUUCACAGCACACUAGGUAUUUGUAUAAAAUAAACAUUUUUAUGAAGAUUUGUAAA
Molecule: messenger RNA, 4782 nt
Organism: Esox lucius (northern pike)
Lineage: Eukaryota; Metazoa; Chordata; Actinopteri; Esociformes; Esocidae
Product: vang-like protein 1
Exons: 8
Coding region: 788-2410 (540 amino acids)
Biological process (GO): multicellular organism development
Cellular component (GO): plasma membrane
Source: RefSeq, a predicted model, not a curated record